UAAUUAGUAGCGCGAUUUUUGACUACGCAUGAAUGCCUAGUCAAUCAGUUACCGGCGUGGUCGUUACUUCAAACCAAACACUUGAUAGUCCAGUGGAAAAGCAAGCAGCAAGAGACAUUCUUGCCGGAAACAAUGGGGUCUCGCGCUCGCUUCGCCUCGCUCCUCUCGGCCUCCUUCCUCCUAUUCCUCCUGCGCAGCGCCGAGCCGCUCGGGCUCCGGCAGCAGACACCGCUCGCCGGCGGCGAGCUGCUGGGCGUCGCCGGCAGGUACCUGACGCGGGAGGAGCGCUGGAUGAACCAACGCCUCGACCACUUCUCCCCCACCGACCACCGCCAAUUCAAGCAGCGGUACUUCGAGUUCCUGGACUACCACGGCGCCGCCGCCACCGGCCCGGUGUUCCUGCGCAUCUGCGGCGAGUCCUCCUGCGACGGCAUCCCCAACGACUACUUGGCCGUGCUCGCCAAGAAGUUCGGCGCGGCGGUGGUGACGCCGGAGCACCGGUACUACGGCAAGAGCUCCCCGUUCCAGAGCCUCAGCACCGAGAACCUGAGGUUCCUCUCGUCCAAGCAGGCGCUCUUCGACCUGGCCGUCUUCCGCCAGUACUACCAGGAAACAUUGAAUUCUCGGCACAACCGCAGCUCGGGAUUUGAGAAUCCAUGGUUCGUCUUCGGAGUCUCCUACGCCGGGGCUCUCAGCGCCUGGUUCAGGCUCAAGUUCCCCCAUUUGACAUGCGGAAGCCUCGCCAGCUCCGGGGUGGUUCUUGCCGUGUACAACUUCACCGAUUUUGACAAGCAGGUCGGGGAGUCGGCUGGCCCUGAAUGCAAAGCUGCCCUUCAGGAAACAACUAGACUUGUCGACGAACAGCUUCGGUCGGAUAGCCACUCGGUGAAGGCUUUGUUUGGAGCACAGACGUUGAAAAAUGAUGGUGACUUCCUCUUCUUACUGGCAGAUGCGGCAGCGACAACAUUCCAGUACGGGAACCCUGAUGCCGUGUGCUCCCCGCUAACCAAUACAAAGAAGAAUGGGAAAGAUUUGGUGGAAACAUAUGCUCAGUUUGUGAGAGAUUAUUACAUCAAAAAAUUGGAAACAACAGUAUCUUCAUAUGAUCAGGAGUAUUUGAAGGAAACGACUCCUGAUGAUUCUAGUUCUAGGCUUUGGUGGUUCCAAGUUUGUAGUGAGGUUGCCUAUUUUCAAGUGGCACCAAAGAAAGAUAGUGUUCGUUCUGCAAAGGUCAAUACAAGGUACAAUUUGGACCUGUGCAAAAAUGUUUAUGGGGAAGGCGUUUAUCCAGACGUGUUUAUGACCAACUUAUAUUAUGGGGGUACAAGUAUUGCUGCUUCUAAAAUUGUGUUCACAAAUGGCUCUCAAGAUCCAUGGCGUCAUGCCUCCAAACAGAAAUCAUCUAAAGACAUGCCAUCUUACUUGAUUAAAUGUAGCAACUGCGGACAUGGUACCGAUUUGAGAGGAUGUCCCCAGCUUCCUUUCAGGAUCAAAGGUGACUCUUCAAACUGCACGUCCCCGGAAGCUGUGGACACAGUAAGGAAGCAGAUCACCAAGCACAUCGACCUGUGGCUAUCACAAUGCCAUGAACCAACAAGGGCAUGGUGAGGCGACAGAUGAGUUGACAGAGGAAGGAACAAUUUCAAGUUCGCUAUGUUCAAAAAAAGAUGCAAGUUUGCGACAUCGUUAAGCUGCAGACAGAGUCAAUCAUAUGCGAACUUGACAGUAUCCAGAUGCGAGGGCGCGUAGGUUUGUCUGAAUCAUCACACAAUUCACAAGGUGGAAGGUUGUUUGCGCUUGUACCAUCAGCGGCUUGAGCUGAGACUCUGAUGCACCAGCUAUUUCUCUAAUUAUUACUUCGAUGUUCCUCCUGUUACGUAAUGGCUGUUUUUUUUUA
This is a messenger RNA of Lolium rigidum, 1897 nucleotides long. RefSeq names its product probable serine protease EDA2. Lineage: Eukaryota; Viridiplantae; Streptophyta; Magnoliopsida; Poales; Poaceae. Gene Ontology annotation, cellular component: vacuole. The transcript is spliced from 13 exons. Bases 133 to 1608 code for a protein of 491 amino acids. Gene Ontology annotation, biological process: proteolysis. The record is from RefSeq and is a predicted model, not a curated record. Gene Ontology annotation, molecular function: serine-type exopeptidase activity; dipeptidyl-peptidase activity.